CGGCAAGGAGAGGCCUAUUCUCACAAUAGUGCUUCUGACCACAGGCCCAGCAAACUUUGAACCGUGUCUGGAGUUGACCCUUAUCUGACCACAUUCUCGGUCUCCGUCUCGCACAUACAAGGUUAUUUUUCUAGCUACUAAUGCAUCUUAGGUUAUGGCCUAGCUGAGACACUCUGGAUGAGCGACAGCGUAGAGCCAGCAUUUGUUUUCAAUGAACUUUUCACACAGAGUGAUUCUUUCAGUUAAUUAGAGGCAUUGAUGGAUCAGCAGUCCCUUCAGCGUCGUUAUCAGUACCCGCAUUCCGGCCACAAUAUCCCUGACUUGCCUCUAUCGAGUUUCAUUCCGUUACAGGAGGGCUCAGAACAGGUUAUCAGGCCUUCGGAAGUCACGCUAAGCUUUGGCAACCCUAAUAUGAUAGUCGACCGCAUAAGGCCGGCGGUCGUCGGCGGGAACUUCGCCGUUUCCGGAUUAGAGUUGUCGCGUGCGGCUGUCGCGAAUGCGUCGCCAUCAUGCGGCCGUGCGCAUCCAUGCGAAAACGGAGUGCGACAGCCUAAGGUAGAGCCUUCUACAUCCGGCUUUACAGAAAAGGCAAAGGAAGAAGCAACAGGGAUGGAGGUGGACCAACGGCAAAUGCGAGGCAGCGAAGCAGUCAAUAGGGGGGACAAAUCUACGCGUGCAUCUGGGGUUACCCUACCCUUGUUCCCCAGCACCUCCCCCUCACCCAACCGUCUGUUGGAAGCAAACGCAACCACCCACAAUUCUGCGCCUGCUGCGCCAGAGCCGCUGUAUGGCGGAAAGAUCGCAGGCGCAUUGUCAGGGCUGGGAGCAGCAGCAUCAGCAGCUGCAGCGGGUGCUGCUCCUCCCCGCGCCCGCAGCACCAGCAUCAACAGCGGCAGCAGCAGUGGCGGCGGCGGCAGCAGCAGCAGAGCAGCAGAGGCGGCAGCUACACAGCUGGCGCAGGUGGCUCACACAAUUCUCUCCAUGGCGCAGACCUUACAACCCGAGGACCCCGCCUCUGGCGCGCAGCAGCCUGCUUCUUCUGAGGCGCCUCAAGCGGCGCAGCUGGCGCAGGUGGCUCACACAAUCCUGUCCAUGUCGCAGACCUUACAACCUAAGGACUCCUUCGGGAGGUCGGACCUCCCCCCUGGCGCGCAGAAGCCUGCUUCUUCUGAGCCGCCUCAAGCGGCGCAGCUGGCACUGAUGGCCCAAUCUAUGCUCUCCAUCUCUCAGCUUGUUCACUCCAAUGACCUCCUCUCCUCCUCCGGCGCGCAGCGGUCUGCUGCGUCUAAGGCACGUCAAGCGCAGGUGGCGCAGAUCGGUCAAACCAUCCUGUCCAUGUCUCAGCUCCUAGAGUGCAGGGACCUCCCCUCCGGCGCGCAGCAGCAGCUCAGCAGCGCUCUCUCCCUCCUCACUGGCUUCCUGUCAGGCCAAGGGGGUAUCAGGAGGGGGGACGGAGGAAGAGGGACUAAGGCAGCUGCGGCGGCUGUGCCUUGCGAUACUGCUGCGGGGUUUGCCUCUGGUGCAGCAGCAGCAGCGGCAGGGACAGCAGCGCCAGCAGUGGCAACAGGCGCUGGAGCAGUGGUGACAACAGCAGCAAAGCUAACAGCCCCAGCAGCAGCAGCAACAGCAGCAGAGCUAGCAGCCCCAGUAGCGGCAGCACGAACAGCCACAGGCUCUGCAUUGGAAGAGGCAAUAGCACCAGCUACGUUCCCUCGCGACGCCACCCUUUCUGUCGGUCUCGCAUCUCUCUCCGCCAACCCAGCCCCCGAACCAAACACUAACACACGGACUGGCGUAACAGCAGCAGCAGCAACCACUGUUCCCACCAGCACCGUCUCCACCCCUGAGCUCCAGCACUUACUUAAAAUCCUGGAGGAGGGUUCUAGAACAGGCGAGCUUUUAGCUGCAAAGAACCACGCCCGGCUCACCCACUACCUUUCGCAAGCCUCGGGGCUCCUCUCCAGCCUCGGCAGGCAGAGCCUCGGUGGGAAGAGCCUCGGCGCCCACCCGAGCCUGCUUGCCAGCCUCGGCGGGCAGAUCUUAACUGCUGACGAUCCUUCCGGUCUUUCAGCCAAUCAGCGCCAGACAAGUGGCAGCACUUUGGCAUCGGCUGGAGUAGGAGGGUCUGUUUUGUCCAGGAAAGAAGGAGCCGGAAUGGUAGGUGUGGGUCAAGGGGUGGAAUCAGGAAGCCAUGGUUCUGCUGCUGGUGGCGCUACUGCUGCUCCUCAUGCUGCUGCCAAUGCUGCUCCUGGUGCUCUUGCACCUGCUCCUGCUCCUGCACCUGCUCCUGCUCCUGCACCUGCUCCUGCUCCUGCUGCAGCUGCUGCCGCUGCUCCUGCUGCUGCUCCUGCUCCUGCUGCUGCUGCUGGAGCACAGCGAGGCUCAGGCAAGGGCAGGCCAAUAUCGGAGCUACUCGAUGUGGCGGCAGCAGCAGCGGCCACAGCAGUGGUCGUGGCAGCAGCAGCCGUUGGGGACGGCUCAGCUGAAGCCCCUGCUGCCUCUGCUCGUGGAACUGUUACUGGCCCUGCUGCUGCUGCUGCUGCUACUACUCCUGCUGCUGCUGAUGCUCCCAGUGUUUCCGGUGCUCCCGGUGCUUUCGGUGCUCCCGGUGCAACCAGUGCCACUGGCUCUCUUUCCAUCGCUACAUGUACACUCAACACUCUCACCGGUGCUCCUGGCUUACCUGUACCCACUACUGUCCUCACACCAGCCUUAGCACCUCCCAUGGCUACAACAGCCCCUAUUCCAGCAGCCAACGCCCUCGCUUCCAACGCCCUAGCCUCCUCUCCCGCUAUGCCUCUCCAGUCCUCGGUGAGCCCGUCCUCUCUCCCCGCCCUCCUGGCUGCUCUCUCCGCCAUCCAGCAAGCCAACAGCGCGCAGCACGCAGCACGUCAGGGUGCAUCAGAACGUCAGGUCGCGAGCAGCGGACCAGCACAGGUAGCAGCAACGGAUGCACCAGCAGCAGCAGCAGCAACACCAUCAGCAGCAGCAGCAGCAGCAGCAGCACAAGCGGCAGCAGCAGCAGCAUCUGUCAGCAGCAUGACCCUGUCCGGAAGCCAGGCGCCUUCUAACUCGUCUCUAAAAGCAGGGCAAGCAGGCGCCAUUUCAAAAGCAGCUCCCACUUUGGAAGGUGCAGCAGCAGCAGCAGCUGGCGUGUUGCUAUCAGGACGCCCGGGCAUGUCGCCUGCUAACCUGGGAGUGCGUCUGUCGGCACCGGGUGUAGAAGGACUCACCGAGGGCCAGAAACAGGGGCUGGGGCAACAGCAGCAGCAGAAGCAGGAGCAACAACAACAACAACCAGAUCAGCAGCAGCAGCAGCAGUUCCAGAGGCAGCAUCACCUGAUUCGAGCCGUAUCCCUGCCCGGCCCUGCUCGCUCCCGCCUCUUCCCAUCUGCUUCUGCUGACCCCCGCAGCUUUCCUUCCCCCUCCCCGCACUCCCACACCCCCAUCCCCUCCCUGCACUCCCACACCCCCCUCCCCUCCCCGCACUCCCACACCCCCCUCCCCUCCCCGCACUCCCACACCCCCCUCCCCUCCCCGCACUCCUACACCCCCUGCCCUUCCCCACACUCCCCCCUGGCUGCUGUUGCUGCUGCUGGGGGAGCAGGAGGAGGUGGAGGAGGAGGUUCAGGAGGAGUAGUGGGGGGAGCAGGGAGAGGAGCAACAGGAGCAUGGGGGUUUCGAGUGGACGCAGAAGUCCCUACAUCUGCUGUUCUCUCCAGCCGGCCCGAACCAGCCACUCCCCUCUCCCGUGCCAGCAGCACCGGAGCUGGCUCCCUGAGCUCACGCGCAGGUUCGGGAAGCGAAUGGCCGUGGGGUCUAGCCAUGGAGGCGAUCAGCAGCCAAGGUUUGCAAGAAGGUGCGGAUGGUGGGGUUGUAGGUGGGAGAGUGCGUUGUAGCAAUGAUACCGCUGCUGCUGCUGCCGCCGCUGCUAAUGCUGGUGCUGCUUCUUGUGCUGGUACUGCUACUGCUGGUGCUCCUGCUCCUACUACCGCUGCUGCUGCUGCUGCAGCUGCUACUCCCACUACCCCUGGCACCAGCAGCAGCAACCCCGCAGGUGCCAUUACCACAGCAGCAGCAGGGCAGCCCCCUCUUUGGCAGGGCAGUCGGCGCCAGCAGCGGAUGCUCGCCCGCCAGGAGUCAGCAUCAGCAUCCGCAGAGGCUCUCGACGCCUCAGUGAACCCUAACUUCUCCUCUUCUCGCCUCAGGCGCCUCUGCUCUGCUGAGGCGGGCUUUGAGACGCCUCAAACCGUGGGGUCCUCGUCUUCCCGCCUCCGCAGGCUCGGCUCUACCUCGGCAGAGGGGCUAGGCGCUGCAGCCCCUCCAAACCCUAACUUCUCCUCCCCGCGCCUCAGCAGGCUCGGCUCUGCAUCGGCAGAGGCCCUAGACCCGGCAGCCCUUUCCAACCCUAACUUCUCCUCCCCGAGCCUCCGCAGGCUCGGCUCUGCUGAUGGCUCGCACCCAUUGGGGGAUGCCCUGGGGGGAGGGGGUUUCGGGGGAGGAAGAAACGGUGGAUGGGGAAGUGGGGGAGGUGGGACUGGGGGAGCUGGAGGAGGGAGCAGGGGAAGUGGGGGGAGUGGGGGGAGUGGGGGAAGUGGGGCAGGGGGGAGUGGGGGAGGCAGGGGAGGCGGGGGAGGCGGGGGAGGCGGGGGAGGUGCAGGAGGUGGGGCCGGGCUAGACGUGCUAGAGAGCUUCCGGGCACGCCUGCGACCUCAGCCGUUGCUGCCGCUGCAGGAGCAGCAUGAAAUGGUGUUGAGACUGAAGCAGCGGCAGGCGGCAGGGGGGGAAGUGGGAGGGGGGAGUGGAACUGGUGGUGCUGGGGCAGGGGGAGGGGGGAAUUCAGGGGGAGGGGGGAAUUCAGGUGGAGGGGGGAAUUCAGGGGGAGGGGGGAAUUCAAGGGGAGGGGGGAAUUUAAGGGGAGAAGGGAAUGGGAUCAGUGGUACUGGGGCAGGGGGAGGGGGGAUUGGUGGUCCUGGAACCGGGGAAGUGGGGAGUGGGGGAGAUCUGCAUGAGUCUCUGAGGCCGCAGCUGCGCUCGCAGCUGUCGCUGCCGCUGCAGGAGCAGCAUGAGAUGGCGCUAAGACAGAAGCAGCGGCAGAAGCUGCUGCAGCAGCACCUGCUGGAACAGCAGACGCUGCAUCUCCAGCAGCAGCAGCAGCAAUCACAAACUGCUACUACCAACUCAGCAGCAGCGGCACCCCCGUUCUCCCCACCCCUGAACAGCCCACCCUCCCUGCCACUUAGCAGAUUACAGAGAGCGGGACCAAGCAUUGACCGUUUGAACAACCCACCCUCCCAGCCACCUAGCAGAUUACAGAGAGUGGGACCAAGCAUUGACCAUUUGAAUAGCCCACCCUCCCAACCACCUUCCAAUCUGCAAAGAGCGGGACCAAGCAUAGACCACUGGAACCUGCAGGGCCCUGCCCCACCCCCACCUGCCUUUUCUUCAGAAAAUAACCGGGGAGAGGGGCUCCAAAGAGCGGGACCCAGUAUAGACCGCGUGAAUUUUCCUGGCUUUUUGCCAGCAGCCGUGCCUUCCAGGGGAGGGCUGCAGAGAGCGGGGCCGAGCAUGGGGUCCCUGGGCUUUCGAGGAGAUGCAGGGGCACUGGCGCCGGGUGCCACUCGCACCCCCCCCAUUCAGAGAUUGGGCAGUGCGAGUGGCACUGGCCCGUGGGAGCAGAAAAGAGGUGGGGGAGGAGGAGGAGGAGGAGGAGGAGGAGGAGGAGGAGGAGGAGGAGGAGGAGGGGGGAUGGGAGGAGCAAGAGAAGGAGGGAGAGAUGAGGCAGCGAUAGAGGCAGGAGGUGGGGCGUGGGUUGGAUUCGAGAGAGAUUCUUCUGAGGCAGUGGGCAGUGGGGGCCGUAAGCGGCCAUGUGAAAGUAUGCUGGGUGAGGAGGGAGGUGGAGCGGGAGGGGCCAAGAGGGCAAAAGAUAUGGUGGCCGGCAGUGGCCGUGCCGACGGUGCUGCUGCUGUUGGCGGCAGUGUCGGUGGCAAUGGUGGUGCUGCUGCCACCUUUGGGGGGUCAUUCAGAGGAUGGGGAAGAGAAGGGCCUCCACCACCCUCCUCCCCUCCCCGUGCUCUCCUCUCCUUCCCCUCUGCCUCCUUCUCUCUUGACGACAUCCCUUCAGCCGUCCCUGCCACUGCUGCCACCGGCUCAAUUGACCAGGCCGAAAUUGGCCUCCGUUCGGCCGGACGUAGGCUGUCAGGCUUGGGGAAUGCUGGCUUGGGAGAUCCAGGUGCAGGGGAUUUUGGCUCGGAAAAUCCAGGUCUGGAAUGCGGAGGUUUGGAACGGGGAACGAGCCUAGCGGGUGCAGGCUUCAGCAAGGAGCUUGGUACGGGAGGAGACUCGGAGCUGGGGUCCGGUGUGGGCAGUGGUGGCCCUACAGGUAUGGGGAUGGCUUUUACUAACCCACCACCACUGCUACCCCCGGGCAUGGGGACAACCUUAGCUCGCAGUGGCGGUCUCACUAGGGCUGGUGGGCUCUCCUCUUCUGCUGACUUUACUGGCGGUGGGUUGGGCGGCGGUGGUUUGGCCAGGAGCAGUGGGCUGGGCAGCGGUGGGUUGGGUGGUGGUGGGCUGGGCGGUGGCGGGCUGGGCAGCAAUGGCCUGGGCGGCAAUGGCCUGGGUGGCGGUGGGCUGGGUGGUCGGGCGCGGCUGGCUCGUAGCUUCUUGUGGAGCAAGGAUCAGCUGAAGGAGAUCGAGCAGAUGAAGGACGCCAUGGCUGAGUUGGACGAGGAGCGAGGGGGAGGAAUGGAAGGAGCAGGGGGAGGAGAGGGAGGAGGGGGAGGAGGGGGAGGAGGGGGAGGAGGGGGGGAGGGGGAGGAAUGGGAGGAGCAGGGGGAGGAGAGGGAGGAGGGGGAGGAGGGGGAGGAGGGGGAGGAGGGGGAGGAGGGGGGGAGGGGGAGGAGGGGGAGGAGGGGGAGGAGGGGGAGGAGGAGGAGGUCUGCUUUCGAGUCGACUGAAAAGCAAGGAUCAGCUGAAGGAGAUCGAGCAGAUGGAGGACGCCAUGGCUGAGAUGGGCGAGGGGGGAGGAGGAGGAAUGGGAG
This is a messenger RNA of Closterium sp. NIES-67, 7043 nucleotides long. The record is from the annotation of a GenBank genome assembly. Lineage: Eukaryota; Viridiplantae; Streptophyta; Zygnematophyceae; Desmidiales; Closteriaceae.